AUGCGUUCAAGCAUCUGCGAUCUGAAAGACGAACUUAAGAAUGAAAGAGAAAGAUGGGAAAUAGAGACGAAAGAAAGAUGGGAAAUGGAAACACAGCUGGACGAAAGAGAAAGAGAUCUUGCACCGGCUCCAGGAUAUGUGAGAGUAGUGGAAACCAUUAAAAACAAAAACCAUCGAGAAGAGCUUAGAAUAAAUCACGCGAAACAAGACUCUGGUAUAUUAAGUGACGAAGAAGAAAGUGAAGAAGAGGAAAAGAACGAAGAAAGUGUAUCUCAGUUACUAAAGACUUUUCCACCCGCAGUCAAUCCUCGAAGUAGUUCCUUUUUUGCUACUGCCAGACGUUCCAACAGUUAUCUUGGUCAUUUGAUCAAACCAAGUGAGAGUGAGGGCAAGGAAAAUAGCGAAAGAAGGUCGGGGAAUGUUUUCAGAGCUCGCGCACGUAGCCUGGCUGGCACUGACACUGAACGAUUAUCAAGCGCAACGUUCUCCUGGCGUCGCUCGCAUACUCUUUCUGAAGGCGCUGUUAGCCGUUUCGGGAGCAUGCCGGUAAUAAAUGAAAUGCCUAGCGAUGCCUUCCAGCGGAACACUUCCAGGACAAAGACGUUUGCAGUGUACGGUUGUCGGCGUUCUGAAGGCGUCGACGAUCACGCACGCCAAUCGUCGUUUUCCGCUUCACUUCCAGCGUUCGGAUCGCUUACACGUCACAGUAGUAUGCCUGUUAUGUAUAAGGGUGGAAGACCGAGGUCUGGAGACGAGUUUAGAAGCACAAAGGAGAACAGAAUAGCCAUAAAUAACAAGCAGCCAGUGAUCAAACGUUCCACAAGUCAAAUAUUUCUCAGUAGACCAGCCUUCGAAAAAACUGUGAAAGAGAAUGCUGCAUCUAAAGACAUGUACAGGAUGUACAGAUCUACCAGCCAGAUAUCCCUUGUAUAGGAAAAUAAACUCUUUUCGCCUCUCUAUAACAGCCUACCCCCUACCCCCAGGCAGCCGCAGAAAAGGGGAUGGGGGGGGGGGGGGGGAGAAAAACACUAAAAGGAAUUCCCUGCCCCAUUUUCUCUCCAUCCCACUCCUCUUUCGACGGCUGUCAUGCAGGCUAUUAACACUGAGUUCUAAACACCUGUGUUCAUUCUUUUUUGUGAUAUAAUUUCAGUUAAUUUCAACCAUAGAAUGUUAAUAUAGAUUGUGAAAAAAGCGUUAUUUUAUGGUUACUUUUGGAAAAAAAAAGACACUACUAAUUAAAGGUGUAGUUAGUUUCAAAAAUGGAUGUGAAUACCCAUAAUGCCUCGUGUAAGUGAAUUCUGGAGUCCACGAUGUGGACUCUGGAUUCCGUGUACUGGAUUCCAGAAAGUGGAUAUUAGAUUCCAGAUCCCAAUUAUUAUAGUGGGGUUCUGGAGUCCAAAGCCCAGAGUUCCAGAUUCCACAUGACAAAAUUUCCUGGAUCCUGGAUUCCACAAGCAAACAUCUCCUUCCACUUGUGGAGAAGACUAUACUAAAAUGCAGCCUGAUCUCAGGCAAGCUGCAGUGCAUCAAUAAUUGAUGCACUGCAGCUUGCCUGAGAUUAUUGACCACUCCAGAAAAUACCAUUGCAUACCAUAGGGUCAGGGGAGCAAGGGUAGCGCAGUGGUGAGAGCACUCCCCUCCCACCAAUGUGGCCCCGGUUUGAAUCCUGGCGUCAACGUCAUAUGCAGUGGGUUGAGUUUGUUGUUGGUUCUCUCCCUUGCUCCGAGAGGUUUUUCGCCGGGUACUACAGUUUUCCUCUCUCCUUAAAAACCAACACUUUCAAAUUCCAAUUCAAUCUGGAAUGUACGGACACGUUCUUAUGAACUCCUUAGUGCUCCGUGGGUAAACAAAUAAAUAUUACAAACAAACAAACCAUAAUGCUCUUUGUUGGUCACCCCAAAAUUUUGAAGGAGCAUUUAGUUUUCAGUUUCUCUUGGGGCCAUUUAAACUCCCAGGCGAGACUGAAGACAAUGCUUUUACAAAAUUUUGGGGUGACAAACAAAGAGUAUUAUCGUAUGUUAUGGUAUUUUCUAGAGUGGUCAAUUGUUGGCAAACUGUCUGGGUGUCAUAAACAUUGGUAGAUUGUUCUUAAAAAAAGCCGUACCCUUUUUAAUUGUACGGUAGAGUCCGAGAGCGGGCAAGAGGAAACGAAUCCUGCUUUCUGAUUGGCUACCCGAGCAGGCAAGAUGCGCUCGGGAUUUCCCGUGUUUGUCCCUCAAGAAAAAAAUUCUCCGUUUUGACCAUCUAAUAAAUCCUUUAUAGACCAAGAUUAUUCCGUGAAGAUGGCCGACUACUGGCCUUGUUCGUUUUAGCGUUUUUAUUGACCUCAACUUCGUCUCUGUCAAUAAAAAUCUUCGCCAAUAUCCGACCAUUUUGACCGCUCGGUCAAUAACGCCCGGAUAACGCAUAUAAUUUUAUAAUCAUACCUCUAGACUGAAAAAUGUACUCUUCCCCUGAAAGAGCUCCACCAUUAUAGUCCAUCAUUUUGAGAAUCCUGCUCGCGGUGAUGCAGAUUAGCUCUAAUUCCAGGUAAUUUUAGAAGUUUUUGACAUCUACACAGACCAUUGUUCGUGGGCUCUUGUUCUAUGCGGUAUCUGCGUAGUCGAGAAAUACGGUAUGUAAGAGAAGCAUAAAAUUAAUAGACAGUCCCGUGAUCCAACUCGGCAUUGUUGUUCUUUGCCUCCAUAUUGGAUUUAGUCUUGUUAUGCAACGGUGACUGAAUUUCGACCGUGAAACAGUUGAUCAAGCCAACUUCCUGAGUGUUUUAGAUCAAUCAUGGCAAAGCCUUUGAUGAGGCUGCAGUUAAAUGGAUUACAGAGUAAGUUACAUUGCUUUUUUACCAUAUACUUUUUACAACUUGUAGUGUCAUGUCAGAUCUCUAGUAGAUCGAAGUUCCUUGCUGAAACUCCCUGCAGUUAUGUAAGCUUUAUACUAUCCAUGCGUUCAGCGAUCUUCUAUUUUUGUGUUAGUAUUAUGCAUAGUGAAUUUAUUUGCAGCCGUAAAUAGACAGUAGAAAGCUGAACUUGUUAUGUUUAUUGACCGAUGUAAAAAUAGAAAUAAAUAAAUAAAUAAAAAUAAAAAUAUAACGAGAAUCGAAGAAGUAAAGUUAAAAGGCACAUUAUAUUUUGAUGAAAAUGUUUUUCUCUUUGGAAGUUGCGGUCGCUUCGUUCCACGGUCAGAUCGUUCGAAGCCAGAUCAUUCCAUCUUGUUGUCAGAUUGUCAGUUUAAAUCUGGAAGAACAUGAAGGGCGUUUGUUUUGGCUUCUUGGCUUAAAGAAUGAGGUACAAUGUAUAAACAUGAGUAAUGCGUCUGUUUCUGCUCGUGGCUUAAAGACUCGUGAAAAAUUCUGACCACAGUAUAUUAUUGUGGGACGAUCUGACUAUUAAGUGGAACGAUCUGAAUUGGAACAAUCUGACUAUGGAACAAAGUGACCAGAUACGCACAGAAUAUAGACAUUGUCGGAGUGAUUUACAGAUUCUACCUGCCAUUCCUUAGACCUAUUGAUUCUUUGCCUCUGUGGAUCUCUUUAUUUAUCAAUAAUUUGAUUUUUAAACACAUUUUCUCAUUCAUCUAAGGAGGACAGAUUCAGUCUCUGUGCCGUGCUGUUGCUUGCACUAGGCUGUCAUCAACAGCUACAGCAUCUUCACCACCGGUUAGUUUUAUUUUUGUUAAUGUGGUAGUCAGUAUGUUCAGAACUGGGUGAGAUCUCAAAAUUGACCUUUUGAUGGAAUAUUAUUGUAGUUUAUCCAACCCGAGCAAUCACCGUUAAAGAUGCUACAAUCUUGGACAAAAUAAAAUGGAACAGCAAACCCCCAUCCCCCCAAAUCAAGGAUGAAGGCGCGCGAAAAACGCGCCAUUUUCCCAUCCUUGAUUUGGGGGGGAGGGGGGGUCUAGGUUUUCCAUUUAUUUUGUCCAAGAUUGUAGGUUCAGUGCAAUGCUGGCCCACAGACCAUGCAUGCGGGUGUAUUUUUCUGGUGUUCAAAGGCUUUGUGUUUGUGUGCUCCAGGGCAAUGAUUAAAGGCCAAGGGGGCUAGGUAUUUCUCUCUGGCUACUACGAACUUGAUCCUUGGCUACUUUCAAAAUACAAAUAGAAGAAAAAUAGAACCAAAAGAAAUCACUAGCUGUUUGAUUUGUCGCCAAUUUGGACGAGAAGAAAAUGUGGCAGUUUGGAUCAUGGGCAUUAGGGUGUAAAAAUGAGGUUGGAGAAGACAAGAGAAGGGAGGAAAAUUAUUUUCUAUCUGCCCUGUCCCUUCUGUUUCCUUACUCCAAUUCAAGUGCUGAGUUAUGUAGAAUUUAACAUGGUGGUUACUUGAGGGAAGAAACAACCUGUGUGCCCUGGCAAAGAAGAUGCCAGCAUUGCAGUUUAACUUCGGCCUCUUAAACUUUAUUUUUACAUUGCUUACAGGGUUUAAGUAUUAAGAAUUGUUUGAAAACAUACAGUAUUUAAAAGAAUUUGGUACAAAGAUAGAUAAAAGAAAAGACAAUCUAAGGAGGUAUGUGCAUAGUGGCAAAGAGAGCGGCAGCUUUCAAGUUGGCUACUGUCUUGUUAGCUGUAGAAUUGGAGUAUAUUUUGAAUUGGUGUCAGCAUUUACCACAAUGCCUGAAAAGGUCAAAGAUUAUUUUGCUUCCACUCUGCGAAAGAUCUACGAAAAUAAAUGAAAGAGACUUUCUUUUGCUCCUGUGGUUUUGUUUUGAAAACUUGUAUUGAAAGACUGCCUGGAAUACUAAGCCCAAAGGAGCUCCCAAUAAACUGAGAAAUGUUCCUUCCAAGUUGCCUUGCAAAGCUUGUUAAACAAUGGUUUGAUAAUUUUAUUCUAGGCCAGGGUCUUCUUGGGUCUAAUCCUGCACACCCAUUUUAUUGCAGUUACAUGCAUAUACUGUCCUGUCUUGUUGUCUGUCAAAGCAAACUGUUUUUACUAUUAAUUAGCCCUUUAUGUCCCAAUAGUGUCCAAAAUCAAUUUUCUCCUAACAACAUCCAUACUGUCCUGAUAAAAUGAUCUUAAAGAAAAAUCUUUGUUUUUACUUUAAGGAAAUUAUCAGUUUGGAGAAUUUGUAACUAGAUAUCGGGGCUGAAAGGGUUAAGUAAAAUCUUAUCAGUGUCUUUUGAUGACUUUGCAGGCCAAGACAUCUUUUGGCAAUAUGAAGGUUGGUAAAUAAUUAUGUGCAUAAUCACACAAGUAUCUUUAAUACAUGUAGCUUGCUUGUUGUAAAUUGAUAUUAUUGGAACGCGGAAAGAUCAUUGUGAAAUCAUGACUUGCAAGUUACAAAAGCACUCAAAGAUAAAAAUUGAAUCUUUUUUGGUAGGACGAGGACCGUAUCUUUACCAACUUGUAUGGUCGACAUGAUUGGAAGUUAAAGGGAGCAAUAGAAAGGGUAAAGUUUUUGUAAUUUAAUGUUACAUGUAUUCUUGAAUGAGUCCCGCAUACUCGUGUAAUUUAUUGACUUUCUAUGGAAGGAGUAGGUGCAACAAGCAGUUCAUCCUACAGAAACUGGGUUAAGGUCUGGCUGUUUGAGCCACAUGCCCAUGGUGUCUUCUAUUUUGUUCACUACAACUGUUCUGUACUUUGUUGUAAUUUGAUAAUAGGGUGAUUGGUACAAAACCAAGGAGAUAAUACUGAAAGGACAAGACUGGAUUAUCAAAGAAAUCACAAAAUCUGGCUUGCGUGGACGAGGUGGAGCAGGUCUGUAAUAAAGUACAUUUUAAAUUUGUAAUUUCGCAGAUACAGUUCACAUGGUUUUACAUGUAUUUUCAUGAUUUCAAGGGGCAAAUAUGACAAAGAGCGUAAAAUUUUGCGAUUCAAGCAUUCUCAACUGUGAUUUGAAUUUUCUAAAUUUUGUGGGGAGUUUUGUUUGCAGGUCUUUAAUUUUGUGAUUUUCCAAUCGUGAAAAAUGUAAAAUUAAAGACCUGUGAAAUUAAGUACAUAUUAUGUACCAAGAUGGUAUUUUUAGACUUCAUUGGGUAAAAUGUUAUUUCCAGUAUCAUCUAAGUUCCAAGAUGGAAUCCGUCUUGUCAAAUCUUCAUUACUCACUUGUAAAGUUUUAUUUCUCUCUGAAAGAAUUGGUUUAAGAAGGCUUAUUUAACUCCUCAAUUUUUUGUCAGGUUUCCCUACCGGAAUGAAAUGGGGUUUCAUGAACAAGCCAUCAGAUGGAAGGUACAACUUGUCUAACACUUUGUUCUUUUCUGUUGAUAAAUUAAAGUGAUGUAGCAAGUCCAAGUGAUCCAAGCAGCCAAAUUUGAAUCUCACGUUAAAUCAUGAAGUUUCCUGGAAAGGAAAAUAAUGUUUUUAAUUUGGGCUUGUGAGGGGUGUGUAUUAGAAUACAGUUUAGCCUCAUGUUUAUGCGGCUGUUGCUGAUAGCUAAGAGCUUAGUUCUCGUAAACCAAAUCAAUUUGUACACUGUACGUACACGUUCAGUCAUAUACAUAUAAUUGUAGUUGAGAUUUUGAAAAUCCAGGCUUGACCAGGAAUUGAACCCUGAACUUUGUGAUGACUGGACAUAAUACUCUAUUCAUUGACCUUAUCAAGCCAACUGGAGAACAAGCCAUCAUGAAUUCACCAUACCUCGCAGAAAAAUUCUGAAAUAUAUGAAAUGAUCAUAUGGUCAUGCUCACUUUCAUAUCUUUAUCCACAAUUUAUUAUACAAGAGCAUUGUAAAGCAUUGAAAGUGUUGAAAAAUGUUGGAAAAUGAAAAUGAUCAUUGAAAAAAUGGUCAUGGCAACCCAUUGAAAGCGUUUUCACUUUCAAAUCUUUAUCCAAACCAUUUGGAAAAAGUUACAAGCCUCUGAAAGUUUCUGUGCACCCGUUGAAAGCGUUGAUACCCUUUUUUUUCUUUCCGUUGGUUUUUGCCCGUUUAACACAAAACCGUUAGUGCACGUUUUCGCGUGAGAGGUCACACAUUUCAAGACAGUAUGAUUCAUUUCAUAUACUUCAAUUCAAUUUGUAAACUGUUUCAUGAGAAAAUCUACUUCUUUUUGCCCUCAGGCCAAAGUAUCUUGUGGUAAAUGCAGAUGAGGGAGAACCAGGGACUUGCAAGGACAGAGAGAUAAUGAGACAUGAUCCACAUAAACUGAUAGAAGGCUGCUUAGUGGCUGGAGCUGGAAUGGGUGCAAGGGCUGGUAAGUAUCAAUAGAACUGUUAAUUUUAAAAACUCUUAUUUACUGGGAGUUGAGAGGCUCAACAAGAACAAGGGUUAAAUUUAACCCGGGUUUCUUUUUCCAUGUUCAAAAUUUUUCUUGGAUAAUUUUUCUGUAAUUUUUAGAACUUCCAAUCAUGUCAUUGACAAAAACUGAAAUGCUUUUAUUUUCAAAUCAAUUCAAGUUGUUUAUUGUUAGUCAAGUUGUCAGCCCUUGUUGCCUGGAUUCUCUCCUAGUUAGUUCCCAAUUGCCAGUUGAGAUAAGCAUUAUGCAAAAUGGAAAUGAAAUUACAUGUAAUUACAGGUCAGCGAGAUACUGUAGAAAGAAAGACAGACUGAAAAUGCUUUUAGUAGAUUUUUGAAAAAUAUGUUGUUAGACCUCCCCCAACUGUUCAUUCAGUAGGAUGCCUAAGUUGUGUGCAAUUUUGCACAGUUGGUUUUAGAAAAUUCAAUACCAAGUUUUUUUGACUCUCUCUGAUACUGUCACAUAUACAUGUAUUUUACAGCAUACAUUUAUAUCCGAGGAGAGUUUUAUAACGAAGCAUCCAACAUGCAGAUGGCCAUUAACGAGGCCUAUAAGGAGGGCCUGAUUGGUCGAAAUGCUUGCGGCAGUGGAUAUGACUUUGAUGUUUACAUGCACCGAGGUGCUGGGGCUUACAUUUGUGGAGAAGAAACGGUAAAAUACAGCCUUUUAUGUACCUCAUACUUCAGCUUGUAAAUGAUAAUUAUGGAAGAUUGUAGUUUAUGUUGUCAUUUAAUCCCUUUUGACAGCCAGUUACUUAAGAUGUAAAGAGUUAAAAAUAGUAACUUCAGUGACCAGCUAAACGAGGUACAGCAUAUAUAGUGUAGUGACUAUGAACGUGCAUUUUAUCAAAGUGGAUGACUUGUGCAAUGUUGCGGAAAUGAAUAAAAUAAUGCAAGUCCCUUAGCAAGCUUUGAUGUUUUAGUUAAUGAAUACUUGAGUCAUUGUAACUACUGUACAUGCACUUACCAGUACCAAAAAUCUGCGCGCGACAGUAAAUUUUGAUGUGAUUUUAUUUAGAAAUUUUAAUUCAUUGGAUAGAGAAAGGUUGCAUUGAAAAAUGAGAAUUGCUCUACGACAAAGCAAAUCUUUUUCAUUGUCUUGGAUACUGGUACAUGUUAUAAUUUAUAUUUUUUGGUAGGCACUGAUUGAGAGUUUGGAGGGAAAGCAAGGCAAGCCUCGCUUGAAGCCACCUUUUCCUGCAGAUGUUGGUAAGACUAUGUAUUAAUGAGGGUUUUGCCACUUACAGUAUGAACACAGGUACAUUUGUAGUGAUUUGUCACAGCUGCAAAAUGGUGGAAUAGUUUCAUAGGGGCAUUAUGUCGCUAUGAAGUUUUUGCAGCUACAUACUGUACUUGUUGCCUGACCUGUGCAGAAGGAUGUGAUUUGUCACACAACUGUUCUACAAAAGCGACUUAAUUGUAGUAGGAAGAUCAAGAAUGAUUAAGCUUGUUCUCAUGACAUUAGCAUUUUAUUUCUGCCUUUUUUAACAGGAGUGUUUGGAUGCCCUACAACCGUGGCAAAUGUGGAGACUGUUGCUGUGGCUCCGGUUUGUAUAGAAUUUUUAUGUCCAUUAUUUUCCUGUUUUUGAUUCAUCCUCAGAUGUACCUAGACAACUUCUUUGAGAUCUCCUGGCCAUUAUUGUACUUACUUGCAUGAUAAUGCCACAAAAUUGAUGCAAUAUCAAUGUACUGAAUUUCCCCAAAGAUUUUCUUCUCUCAUAAUUUUGUUUAUAGUUAUAGAUCUGUAUUUUCUCUUUCAUCGGGUAUUGGUUAAACUCUUACCUGGAACGACUUUCCAGAUUUCCGUUUUCCCAUGCCAGGCUGAGCUGGCUAAUCGUGUUUGGCAGCUAUUUUAUUUAAAUGUAUGUUUCUGAACAAUCUUACGGUUUUUUCAAGUUUUGAUUAAGAUCACUAUUGGAGAUGUGCUAGUGGUGAAUGUGAAAUUUUGUACAAAUUAAGUAAAUAAAACAUCAGUACAUGUAAAUAAUUAAAAUAAAAAAAAUAGAUAAAUGACUUCAAUUCUCUGUAGUAAUUUUAUCUAAUUUUCAUCUCACUAUUUCGCUCAUGUCAGGCGAUCUGCAGACGAGGAGGGGAUUGGUUUUCUUCGUUUGGUCGACCAAGAAACACAGGAACAAAAGUAAGUGGAUCAGAUAUUGCUAUCUAAUACUUAGGGUACCGGGUCGUUUCGCCCGAAGGUUGAUUCGUCCGAUGGCAGUUCGCCCACUCGGACUAGGUCGAUUCGCCCCAUGUGUUUUUGUUGUUCUUUAAGCCCGAGAAAAGGGAAUAAGCAUGGAAAGACAGUGACUGCACAUGUGGAAUCCAAGGUUAACUAAAAUGGCAUCUCGGAGAAGUAGGUUCACCAUGUUGUAGAAUGUUGUAUGUCAUUGGGCGAGUCGACUUAAGUCCUAGCGAACUCCUUCAGGCGAAACGACCGCAAUUCAUACUUAGAGCUACCACUUAUUUGAAGUAGACGAGGAAAUGAGAAAGGUACUAGUCAGGGUUUUGUAAAAUGUUCGUGUUUUCUGUGGCUCACAUUUCUAAAGUUCAUGCUCGGAGACCAUUCAAGGGCUUGAAAAAAACGACUUUCAGCUUUUCCUUUGUACUAGCAGCUCUCACAUUUUGUUUGCCUGGACCCACGUCUUCCUCGUUUUCGUUUUGAGGACGAGGCUAGGACGACCACGAGGACGCCAUUUAAUUUUAAGUUUUCUCGCCUGUUCUUUAAAAUAUAUACCCCGGAAAUCUUUCUUUGUACUUUUUUUCAUCACCAAAGUUAGCACGCUUAUUUCCGUUGAAGGAGGUGAAGCCCUCUUCCGAUCGCUAAGUGAUAAAAUUCCAAACAUUUGAUAACUUACUUUCGCCAUUACGACAUUCUCGCUAAAACUCGUAGUAGAACUGACGACGGCUACCACAUUUUCCCGCCAAACUGACGUUGGUUAUCGCGCGUGCGCUACUUGGUAUUGAAAAAAUCUUGUACUCGUAGUCGUACUCGUCUUAGAAUCUAAAGCUCUAAUGAUUUUGUUAAGAGGAUGACUUCACAGGACCCUAACCCAAUCAGCAAGUAAGCUUUAAAAGUUACCUGCCCAGCAAGAAAUCUGCUUGUCCCGGACUAUCGGACGGGACUUCUUUCGAGCCCUGCACAGACAAAAUUUCCAGCCUCGGGGCCCGUUUCUCGAAAGUCCCGGUAACUUUUCGGGCGCGAAAUCAAAUAUUCAAAUCUAAAUAUAAAGAAUAAGAGCGUGGAUCUUGCCUAGCAUAAUUAAACUACUCCAUUUUGUUUCAUUAACUGAUGGUUUUAUCAUGUUAGAUGCAAAACUAUUAAAACCUCGAUCUUUAAUGUAAACGGCAACAUCGCCCGUUAAUUAUCGGGACUUUCGAGAAACGGGCCCUCGGGCUCUUGAAGACAGUGCAGACAAGUGAUUGAUUGAACAAGAUCUUUUUUGUGUUUUUGUCGCCAGCUUUUCAACAUAUCUGGACAUGUCAAUCAUCCCUGUACUGUUGAGGAAGAGAUGUCUGUUCCUUUAAAACUCCUUAUUGAAAAGCACGCUGGAGGAGUUCUUGGUAAGCUGCAGUACAACUACACGGCUGAUAUUUACAUUGUAUGAGGUGAUAUUUUUGUAUGAAGUUCACACAACCACUUUUAGUAAAAAAUGUUGAUUUUUAACAGGUGGCUGGGAUAACCUUUUGGCAGUAAUUCCCGGCGGCUCCUCAACCCCGCUUAUUCCUAAAGAGUAAGUAUUACUAGGCCAUUGUUUUCUGUUCUCUUCAGGGUAAUUGAAUUGCAUAUGUGUUUUUAGCUUAGCUUCUUUAAUUUGAUAUCUACAAGUCUAAAUAUUAUCCAUAGGAUAAGUCGCUCAGACGAUAAGCGCCCGGAUCUUGGGGAAAUUUUUUGUUUAGCCCCCGUAGCUGGUGAGGUUUAUCGCGCGCGGCUUCUUUAUUCCACUAGACUGCGAGCAGUCUCUCUUUUACUUCAGAUUUGGUGAGAGCAGUGCACGCGCGCGGGAGCGGCACGCGCGAAACGAGGGCGGUACCUCUCCCGUCUCGCGCCUUCAGUCACGCGCGUGGUCAUUUGCGUGUCUCGCGCGUUUUGCUCGACGGACUAAGAAUAAAGAGAGGGUGCUCGUAGUCUAUUAUUCCACGGGUGCUUUUGGUUUUGUUUAAGCCUCAUGGGCACGUGAAUAGGGACGCGCCAAGACCUCUAUUAAGGGGCCAUCAAGCGCUUGAUACUCUUAGUUUAGCUUCCUUUCAAGAACAUGAUGAAGGAAAAAUAAGGUACGAGAUAGAAGGUGACGACCGAUCGUGGACCAGUAAUUUGUAGUUAUGCCGCUCCCUUUGAGUGCUUGUUUCAAAAUAAAGUGAUGUUUCUGCAUGACAAACCCUUAAGGGGCCAACUUCAACUGUAUUAUUAUACGUUUUCGUCCAUUUUUUAGUGUCUGUGAAGAUGUGUUAAUGGACUUCGAUGCCCUUGUUGAGGCACAGACUGGCUUAGGCACAGCAGCAGUGAUAGUUAUGAACAAACAGGUACUAACAGCGGUACAAUUUUCUCACGCUUUUCCUUGCCAAAGGCAAACCAGUAGGUCUGCGAGCAAGGUCUCCAUUAAGUCACGCGCGAGCGGCACGCGAGAGGAUUUUGCGCCCCUCUUAGAACAACUUGGGUGCGAAGUUUCUCCCCUCCGUCGCUCGUGGCAUACCCUCGCGCGUUCUCUCGUGCCUCGCCUCACUUGCCACUCGAAAUGAAGUGGUUGCUCGCAGGCUAGUAAUCGGGUAAAGAAACAACAAAACUGAACAAACAAACAAACAAACAAACAAACGCCAAUUUAACAAAACAUUUUUUUGGUGGAGAUCAGAUGUGAUAACAGCUGGGCGGGAGAAUUUUGAUUUUACAACUAAGAUAACUGUUUCGUUGAAAACAAAGGCUUUGGAAACUGUCAGCAGAUGUCGAACGGAGAGUUCAGUAAAAAGUUUGCUAAUAAAAGUUUGAUAUGUGUUUUCUGUUAGUGCGAUCUUAUCCGAGCCAUUGCAAGACUCAUCGAGUUUUACAAGCACGAGAGUUGUGGGCAGGUAACUGUAGUGUCCUUUAACUAAUUACAUUAAGUGAAUUCUUGCCCCCGCUGGGAUUUCGCCCAGAAGGCUAAAUCCCGAGGAGGCAUAGCUCGCGCGUAUAUGAGGAAAGUAUAAAAAAUCUCAAUUUGCUUGAACAGGGAUCGCGCUAAAUCGUUGGGUAAUGAUGACGCUAAACGCCCCUAAGUAAGAAAUAAGUAGUGGUUGGCCUGGUUGGCCUUGCAGCGAAGGGAAUUUGCUUCAACCAAUCAGAAGCACUACCCAAAUUUUGGUAGUGAGACGUCAUCACUAUCGAAUUUUUGCGCUCGUUUCUCAGACGUCAUUUCGCGCGGAAACCAUUGGUGGGAUCGCGAAAUGUCGGCUAUUUUAUCAGGCUAUUUACGUUCACAAACGUUAGCUGUCAAAUCUCUUCAUGUUGACAAAUUAGCUUUGCAAACUACGUUGAUUAAACCAAAUUUAGUGUUGUCCGUCGUUGGGGUCUGGCUCGUUCGCUCAGUGAUCUUAACCCAAAGCAAUAGAGCCAAUCGUCACAGAGAUAGUCAGUCACGUGACGUGUUGUUUCUCUGUUGGUUACCAGUGCACACCGUGCAGAGAGGGCUGCAGUUGGAUGACCACCAUCAUGUACAGAUUCGGUGAGUAAAUAAAAUUAAGUCAUUUUACCGAGAAAUUGAAACUGAGGUCCUUCAGUGUUGUUAUAAUUACAAUUACAGUUAAAAAUUUUGUUGCAAUUUUCCAUGGAGCAUGAUCAAAUGCGCUUUACAACAAGUUGAAAAAAGACUAACAAUGAAUACAAAUUUACGUGCAGGUAAAAGGUGUAAAUAAUAAUAAUAAUAAUAAUAAUAAUAAUAUAAAUAAACGAAAUAGAUACUCUACUACAAAUGAAAUGCUUGUUUAAAAAGAUAUGUUGUAACGUGGCAUUUGUUAUGAUGAGUUAUUAUUUUGCUUUCUUAGUUGAAGGAAAUGCAACUCCAGACGAAAUUGACAUGUUGUGGGUAAGUGAAAACGUCAGCCUGGCUUAUGUUCGAAUCCCCCAUAGUAUACCCAGUUUUCCCCCUCCCCCCCUCCCCACCAUCCGUCCCCUCCAAAUUUUGGCAUAAGUUAUUGUUCUCAGGUGCUCUUGGGAACAUUCAGUCUGAAAACCGUAGUUAAUGCAAAAUUAAUGAACCCUUCCGAUCGGUGGAUAGUUUCGCAUUGCAAUUCUAGGCAGUUAUACCAAACAGAAAGUAAGUGCAAAAUUUUGGUGGCAGGAGAGCACUUUUGUCUAGGUGUAAAGGGACCAGGAGAGAAGCUUUCCUGGGAAGUUGAGCCGAAGUGGUACCGGGGUUAGUCAUCCUGGACAGGAGUCCUGGUUGCUCCCCAGGGAGUGAGAUCCAUAUCCCCCAGUCACUGGGAUCGGAAACAAGUGAGGGGGCAGGAGGGGGCCCCCUGGAUUGAGUAAACAGAGUGUGUUAUUAGGGAUUCGGAAAUAGAGAAUUCAUAACGUUGAAAGGAAGUUGUGCAUGUGUGAUAGAAGACCUAACAAGUGCAUGUUUUCAUCGUUGAAAUCAGGAGCUGAGUAAGCAGAUAGAAGGUCACACAAUUUGUGCUUUGGGAGAUGGCGCCGCGUGGCCAGUGCAGGUGAGAACACGAAAAACAAGACUAUAUUUCCAAUACACAAACCAUUGGGCUGUUUUAUUGUUCUUGAGAAUAGAGAGAGACCUUAAGAUUCUAAGACGAGGACGACUACGAGAGCGAGAUUUUCUCAAUACAUAGUAGUGCGCACGCGUGAAGCCGUCAGGAGGAGGGCUUAACCUCAACAAUUAUUCCUCGAUCACGAAUGGGCUCUGAGUCUAUAGCCCAUGAGGCCGAAGGCCAAAUGGGCUAUAGACUCAGAGGCCAUGAGGGAGAGAGGAAUAAUUGUUUUAGUAAAAUACAACUAGUUGGUCAAAAAUAUCGAGACAAAACAACUUCAGCUGGGAAAACGUGAUUCAGUCGUCAUUGUUUUGGUUUUCAAAACCGGCGCUUUUUGCUACUAGUGGGCAGGGGCUAUAACAUGUAGCCUAGUAGUAGCUCAACCUUUCAGAACGCAGCAUCGAUAAUAGACUACUAGUUGGAUUUUACUAAAUAGAUUUAUCCAGGGCUAAAAGCAAAGCUCUCGUUAAUAUCUAUAGUUUACUCAAACAAAAUAUAAAAUCCUGUAAUUCUAAACGGCGACGGCAGCAAAAACAGCCCAAAACAUCAGUAGGUCUAAUUAGCAAAAAAAAACUUUGCACGUGCAGCACACUUUUUUGUACAUUUCUUUGCCGUUGUUUUGCACUACUACAACGAGAAAUUUCCAGAAACCUUCUAGUACACGUUUUAUGUAGGAAAUGUCGUAUGCGUUCCUGUUCACUUCUUUUUCUUCGCUGCCACUUAUUUUCACCUUGGUGGCCGCUAGCAUUUCUCAUUUCCUCAUCGCCGCUAUAAAAUUUGCAUGUUAUUCUUCCAACGAAAUUGGUCUCCUUUGUUUUUUAUCUCUGGCUCUAGCUCUUUGUCUGUUAUCCACGUCAAUGUAGACAUUAAAAUUAAGUCGAAAGAAAGAAUCGUCUUUGUUGUUGUUGUUUUUUAUCUCUAAAAGUCCGGGUGGCUAUGCGAUUUACCGCCGAAACGCACGGGUACUUGAAAUGCAAAAUUUCACCCCGCUUACAUGAGCGGGUGGACGUACGUACGGACGCGUACGGACGAUUUUCUCAGAACCAAAAUUUCUUGGAUGCAUUAAUGACCAAAUUUUCUUACCCAUGGUGCUUCGCUACAAAUAACCACGUUAACUUUGCUGAAAAGAAGUACGAUGAACCUUUUUGAGAAUACGCGAAUCGUCGAAUCUGAAAGUCUCUAAUAAAAACAGAAAAAAAAAAGGAAAUUUUCGGGAAAGUAAGGUGAUUUAGACUGAAACAGGAAAACGCGCUUAUAAGUUGCUAAAGAAAUAGGAAGGCGCAAUAAAGUUGUUUCAGACAGCGAAAUUAAAAAGUUCGGAAAUUAAGCGUGUUUUGGUGUUCAAGUAGAGAAAAUAUGGGAAUAUAAACAUUGAGGAGGUAUUUGGGAACUCAAGUACAUUUCGAACCGGCGGAGUUACAGGGAGGAAAAAGAUAACCUGCGUAGCAAGCGUUUCCGCGCGAGCUCGUCAAGUUGGGAGGAGAGGGAAAAGAGGAAAAGCCUAGAAGUGGAGCUACUGUCAAUAAUUCAUUUACAAAUGUUUCAUAAUAUAUUUUCUUUUUUGUUUAGGGACUCAUCCGCCAUUUCAGACCUAUGCUUGAAACCAGGAUGGCGGACUUUGCUGCAAAGCAGAAAGGCACUUCAACAGCGUGAAGAAGCAGAGGUUAACUUGUACAGAAUGAUCAUUGAAAAAGAGGCGAUCUUCGUUAAAUAGGGAGGGACUACCUGGCCAGUUUUGUCAUCUAUCGUUUAACUUUUUUUUUUUUUUUUAGCUAAUCUGCGUGGAACUUGAUAGACUAUUCAAUUGUUUAUAGAUAAAUUACUGUGUGGUUGAAUCAUGAGGGAGUUUCUCAAUACUGGCAGUAUUGAAUAAUAGCCCCCUACAAGAUUAACGUUUCUGUUUGGCAAAUACUGAGUACUUGUUAUUAGUCAGAUUACAUUUUAUUGUCAAUCUGCAUUUCCGUUUCGAGCUAUUGUUAUCUUGAAGAAAAUAAAAACAACUUAUUUUGAGAUUUUGUUCUGUGUGUAGAAACUCGAAGGUAACCUAAUUUUGUCUGAACUGUAUUGUGGUCUCCUUGUCUGAUCAAUUCAUUAUUGUUUUGAUAAUGACCUGUUGCCAGGCAUUUUGGUUUAUUUUCCAGUGAAGACACCAGAAAUGACUUCUUACUUUGUUUGUACAAAAUCACAGCUUUUCUUCUUAACGUUUUGACCCGCUCAUUACUGUAUACCCUCCGCACAGCGCGCUAAGCACCGAAGAACGCGAGAACAGACAUGGAGUGUGACUCGUGAAAAGAUUCUCACCGACGUGAGAACAAUGCUACGAACCGUAAUGAACAAGCUUUCCAACUCACGGUGUUACGUUGAAAGCGUUUAUUCUUUUUUAAAACUUAACAGUGAUAAUGUUACAUUGAAGCUUACUGUUGAUUGGCAAUAAAAACAACUUGUUACCUUUAAGGUUUUGAUCAGUG
Molecule: messenger RNA, 16352 nt
Organism: Porites lobata
Lineage: Eukaryota; Metazoa; Cnidaria; Anthozoa; Scleractinia; Poritidae
Source: the annotation of a GenBank genome assembly